Molecule: messenger RNA, 294 nt
Organism: Knipowitschia caucasica
Lineage: Eukaryota; Metazoa; Chordata; Actinopteri; Gobiiformes; Gobiidae
Source: the annotation of a GenBank genome assembly
AUGCCUCAGUCUCUGCCUCAGUCUCUGCCUCAGUCUCUGCCUCAGUCUAUGCCUCAGUCUCUGCCUCAGUCUCUGCCUCAGUCUCUGCCUCAGUCUAUGCCUCAGUCUCUGCCUCAGUCUCUGCCUCAGUCUCUGUCUCUGCCUCAGUCUCUGCCUCAGUCUCUGUCUCUGCCCUCAGUCUCUGCCUCAGUCUCUGUCUCUGCCCUCAGUCUCUGCCUCAGUCUCUGCCCUCAGUCUCUGCUUCUGGACAAUGCUAAGAACGCUAGCAUUGUCCAGAACAUGCUAGCUCAAUGA